Molecule: messenger RNA, 7603 nt
Organism: Leucoraja erinaceus (little skate)
Lineage: Eukaryota; Metazoa; Chordata; Chondrichthyes; Rajiformes; Rajidae
Product: fibrillin-3-like
Exons: 7
Coding region: 999-5897 (1632 amino acids)
Molecular function (GO): calcium ion binding
Source: RefSeq, a predicted model, not a curated record
CCCUUGUUGCGAUUGCGGGGAUGGGGAGAGAGAGCAGUGUUGCAGGGUAUUGAUGAGACCCUGGUGGUAGCCUCAUCUAUGGUGGCGGAGGGGAAUCCCCGUUCCCUGAAGAACGAGGACAUUUCCGAUGCCCUGGUGUGGAAUGUCUCAUCCUGGGAACAGGUGCGGUGUAGGCGGAGGAAUUGGGAGUAGGGGAUGGAGUCUUUACAGGGGGCAGGGUGAGAAGACGUGUAGUCCAGAUAGCCAUGUGAGUCAGUUGGUUUGUAGUGUAUGUCGGUCAGAAGUCUGUCCCCUGCGAUGGAGAUGGUAAGGUCAAGGAAUGGUAGGGAAGUGUCGGAAAUGGUCCAGGUGUAUUGGAGUGCCGGAUGGAAGUUGGUGGUGAAGUGGAUGAAGUCAGUCAGUUGUGUGUGGGUGCAGGAGGUGGCCCCAAAGCAGUCGUCAAUGUAACGGAGGUAGAGGUCGGGGAUGGGGCCCUGGUACGUAUUAAACAAGGAUUGUUCAACAUACCCGACAAAGAGGCAGGCGUAGCUGGGGCCCAUGCGUGUGCCCAUAGCUACGACAAAGAACACAAAACUGAUUAGCCAGAUAAGCUGCUCCAAGUGAAAAUGGAAUAACUGCAGAUGCUGGAAAUCUAAAAUAAAAAAACAUUGGAAACAAUCAGCUGGUCAGGAGGCAUCAAGAGAGUGAACAUUUGAGUUAAUGUUAACAAAAGACCUUCAAACCUUAAACAUUAAAUUUGCUUCUCUUUCUACAGAUGUUACCUGACCUACUGGGUGUUUCCAACAUUUUCUGAUCCAGGUGUUACAUAUCGAGGAAGGAAUGUUGGAGGAAGCCUGUCUGUGUUGGAAACAUCAAAGAGGAAAGAGCACGCAAUCCAAGUGAAAGGAGUAAGGCGAAAGGUGGAUUGUGUUUCUCGAUCUGCUCUGGGAACAGUAUUUUUAAAGCCUUAAAAUAUUAAGAGCAAGUAUAUACAGAUAUUGAGAGUUUAUAACUAACUGAUGGAGACCCAAAUUUGCAAGACAUGCAUUGUUAUAUAUAGUGGAAUACUAUUUUGGACGAGCACAUUCACAUUACUAGCAGCUGAUCUGAAUAAAUGUGGCAACACUGAUCUUGUGUGCCAUACAAAUGCAGACUGCCAGAAUACAUUUGAUGGAAGCUAUCUCUGCAUAUGUAAAGCAGGUUAUCUUGGAAAUGGGACACAGUGCACUGACAUUGACGAGUGUGCAGCAAAUGUACACAAUUGCCACAGAAAGGCAACUUGUGUGAAUAAUGUAGGUUCAUACAGUUGCCUGUGCAAACCUGGCUACACAGGAAAUGGGAUUGACUGCAACGACAUGGACGAGUGCCUUACAAACAAUGGUGGUUGUCACAAUAGUGCCAUUUGUUUGAAUACAGCUGGCAGUCGAACUUGUCACUGUAACGUUGGGUUCUCCGGCAAUGGGUUAACUUGUAAUGAUGUGGAUGAGUGCACAAAGCCCGGCAUCUGUCACUGGAGUGCAACAUGCACCAACACUAAUGGCUCAUAUAUCUGUACUUGCAAUGCAGGAUAUAAAGGAAUUGGCUUAUACCUGUGCUUGGACAUAGAUGAAUGUGUGCAGACACCAGGUAUCUGUUCAUCAGCACAAGGAUGCAAGAAUCUACCGGGCUCCUACCUGUGUACCUGUUCUGCGGGUUUUGAAUUACGUGAUAACAGAUGUACUGACAUCGACGAGUGUGCUCGGCAGUUCUGUAGCCCAUUUUCUACCUGCAUCAAUCAACCAGGUUCUUACAGUUGUGAAUGUAAGACAGGAUUUACAGGAAAUGGAUUGGCAUGCGUGGACACCAAUGAAUGUGACGGCACAAACGAUUGCCACCCUCAAGCAACUUGCCAGAACUUUGUGGGCAGCUACGUUUGUGACUGUACAUUAGGCUUUACAGGAGAUGGGAUCACUUGUUCUGAUAUUGAUGAGUGUGUUGGGAUUGCAAAGUGUCCUGCCGCAUCUUCCUGCAUUAAUACGGCGGGCUCCUAUCAUUGUGAUUGUGCCAUUGGGUUUACCUUGAAUGGCAGUGAAUGUAUUGAUCUGGAUGAGUGCUCUACUGGUAUCUGUGACAUACAUGCCACUUGCAACAAUGUCCAAGGAUCCUUUACCUGCAGUUGCAACAGAGGUUAUAAUGGAAAUGGUACAGUGUGCAAGGAUAUUGAUGAAUGCCUCUUAAACAAUGGAGGGUGUCACUCAAAUAGCAUUUGUACAAACCAAGCUGGAACCUACACAUGCACAUGUAAAAGAGGUUUCUUUGGUAAUGGAAAUUUACUGUGUGAAGACAUUGAUGAAUGCAAGGUUAAUAAUGGCGGAUGUAUGAGCAAUGCAGCCUGUAGAAACACACUGGGAUCGUUCUUUUGUGCCUGUCCUAAUGGAUUCAAGCUUAUAAAUGCCACAAUUUGUGGAGACAUUGAUGAAUGCAAGAUAAUUGGUAUACCGUGUCAGUCAAAUGAACAGUGUGUCAAUACUUUAGGGUCUUAUCACUGUCAGUGCAAAUCUGGGUUUUCAAAGGCAAAUGGCAUCAGUUGUAAUGACAUUGAUGAAUGUCUCAACAAUCCAUGUCAUCAAAAUGCUCUAUGUUCAAAUGCCUUUGGCUCCUUUAUCUGUGAGUGCAUUUUGGGGUUUGAAGGAAACGGCUUUACUUGCAAAGACACAGAUGAAUGCAACUCCACGAAUAUCUGCCAUACAAAUGCCUUGUGCAUUAAUACUGCAGGAAGUUACAUCUGUCAAUGUCAAGAUGGCUUCAGAGAGAUGGAUCAGCAUUGUGAAGAUAUAAAUGAAUGCAGUCUGAACAAUACUUGUCUCUCAGGCACCAGUUGCCUGAAUUCAUUGGGAUCAUAUGUUUGCUCUUGUUCCAAUGGGACUUUGGUAGUCAAUAGCACUUGCAUGUCACCAAGCGAUAAUUGCUUUCCACAUUGCCAUGAUCGGGCUCUGUGUCAUCUUGCUGGCAGCAGAUAUCAAUGUGUGUGUGAUGUUGGCUUUCAGGGCGAUAAUUUAAACUGUGAUGAUGUAGAUGAAUGUGGAGAGGAAAAUAUUUGCCCAGGCAAUCAGACAUAUUGUGUAAAUAUGCCUGGUUCAUAUAUUUGUGACUGUAAAAUUGGCUUCCAGAAGUUCGGAUCUUCCUGCACAGAUAUUGAUGAAUGCUCCACAGCAGGACAGGAAUGUCACCAGCUUGCUCAUUGCAUCAACAAUGUAGGAAGUUAUCAAUGUGCAUGUUUGAGUGGUUUUAAUGGUGAUGGAAAAAACUGCUCUGACAUUGAUGAAUGCCAAAGUCACAAUGGAGGAUGCCACCCCUUUGCAAUGUGCAACAAUACACCUGGGUCUUUCUACUGCACCUGUCCUUAUGGGUUCACUGGCAAUGGAACUGAAUGCUUGGAUAUCGACGAAUGUGCCCUUGGCAAUAUGAUCACCUCCUGCAAUGAUUCUGCCACAUGCAAAAAUACAGAGGGAUCAUUCCAGUGUGAAUGCCACAUAGGUUUCCACGGAGAUGGAUUCAUUUGUGUGGACAUUGAUGAAUGUGAGAUACUUUCCACAUGUGACAGGAACGCAGAUUGCAACAAUACUAUCGGAUCCUACUUAUGUACUUGCAGAAAUGGAUUUGUAAAUGCUGAAGGAUCGUGCUUGGACGUGAAUGAAUGUCUUAAUCAGAAAGUUUGUCACCAGAGAGCAAACUGCAUCAAUGUACAAGGUUCAUUCUACUGCAGUUGUAAAUCUGGCUUUUCAGGAAAUGAAACAGACUGUGUGGAUAUUGAUGAUUGUGCUCUGAAUAUUUGUCAUGAAAAAGCAACCUGCAUUAACACCAUUGGAGCCUACCGUUGUGAAUGCCACAUAGGAUAUGAAGGAAAUGGAACUCUGUGCGUUGACGUAAAUGAGUGUGUUACAAAUGACACCAUGUGUCACAUAUACAGUACCUGUGUUAACACUGAAGCUUCUUAUACAUGUCUGUGCAAUGAAGGUUUUGUUGGAAAUGGGUCAUACUGCGAAGAUAUUAAUGAAUGCCUUCUGACUAAUAUAUCUUUCCAAUGUCAUUUAGACUCAUAUUGCAUUAAUACUUUGGGAUCCUUUGAAUGCCUCUGUGAAACUGGUUUUCAAAGCAAUGGAACUUAUUGUGUUGACAUUGAUGAAUGUAAAACAAAUUCAUCUGACUGCCACGAAAAUGCUACUUGCAUCAAUUUUUUGGGUUCGUUUGAUUGCCAGUGUUUGGCUGGAUUUAUUGGAAAUGGAACACAGUGCAUGGAUAUCAAUGAAUGCAAUGCAGAUAACACAUGCCACAGCAAAGCCUUUUGCCUGAAUAAACUGGGUUCCUAUCUGUGUCUCUGUGAUUCCGGUUUUACUGGAGAUGGACAAAACUGCGAUGAUAUUGAUGAGUGCUCAGACAGCACGACUUGUCGUAAAGACCAGAAAUGUAUUAAUACUGCUGGCUCUUUUCAAUGUGUUUGUCCCACUGGUUUUUCAGAAAAUGGAGCCCUGUGUAUUGAUAUUGAUGAAUGCUUGGCCAAUAGCUUUCUUUGUCACCCAGAUGCUCUCUGUAUCAACCAACCUGGUUCAUUCUUUUGUACAUGCAAAUUUGGAUUUGCUGCUGAUGGAUUGAACUGUACAGACUUGGAUGAAUGUUUUGGAAAUGGAAUUGAAUGCAUAGAUAUUGAUGAGUGUGCAUUGGAGUAUCCAAUUUGUGAUGAAAAUGCAAUUUGCAACAACACUAUUGGAGAUUACCAGUGUGAGUGCAGUGAUGGAUUUGAAGGAAAUGGGACUAUAUGCUAUGACACUAAUGAGUGCAUUCAAAACCAGACCAUAUGCCACAUAUAUAGCACUUGUGUUAAUAUGGAAUCUUCUUAUAUAUGCCAUUGCAAUGAAGGAUUUGUGGGAGAUGGAUUAUACUGUGAAGAUGUAGAUGAAUGCGCACAACCUGAUGUGUUAUUCUUAUGUCGAUUGGAUUCAUAUUGUGUGAACACACUGGGAUCAUUUGAAUGCCAUUGUGAGGAUGGUUUUGAAAGUAAUGGGUCUGAAUGUAUUGACAUUGAUGAAUGUAUGGCAAAUUCAUCGGGCUGCAAUGUGCACACUAACUGUAUCAAUUUUUCCGGUUGGUUUUAUUGUGAGUGCUUGGCUGGUUUUUUUGAAAAUGGAACAGAGUGCCUAGACAUUAAUGAAUGUGCAGAUAAUCAUACAUGUGGCACGAUGUCUUCUUGCCUGAAUACACCAGGCUCCUUUCAAUGUCUCUGUAAUUCUGGUUUUAAUGUAGAUGGGCAUAACUGCAGUGAUGAUGAUGAAUGCUUAAAUAACACUAUUUGUCGGGUUGAUCAGAUGUGCAUUAACACAGCGGGCUCUUUUCAGUGUGUUUGUGCCAGUGGAUUUUCAGAUAAUGGAUCAGUGUGUGUAGAUAUUGAUGAAUGCUUGAUAGAAAACUUCCCUUGCCACCCAGAUUCUAUUUGCUCCAACCAACCUGGAUUGUUUUCCUGCACCUGCAAAUCAGGUUUUGUUGGCGAUGGAUUCAACUGUAACGACGUCAAUGAGUGUCUGGAUUUGAAAGGGGCCUGUCACCAGAUUGCGCGCUGUAUGAACACCCCAGGCUCAUACUUGUGCUUCUGUGAGAAGGGAUUUCUAGGCAAUGGACAGAUGUGCUCGGAUAUCAAUGAAUGUCAGCUGGGCAAUCAAGAAUGCCAUUCAGAAGCUUCAUGUAUCAACACCAUGGGGAGUUUUUACUGUGUGUGCAACCAGGGAUUCAGUGGCACUGGUGAAACUUGCACUGCUAUUGAUGAAUGUUCGAUGUCUAGUUCUUGCCAAACAAAUAGCAAAUGCACAAAUAUGGAAAAGUUGUACAAAUGCAUUUGCUCAUCCAAUGGCACUUGUGAUCUACAACCAGCAAAUGGUGUGUUCUAACUUGAGUAUAUUGUCAAACUAACGUUGAGCAUUAUUUAUCAGAAGCAUUAUAAAAAACAUGUUGUAUAAGGUUUAUAUGCUAUAAAACUGAUUGUUAACUUGAAAGGCAAUAUUCAAGAUGAGUUUUCUCAGACCAAUGAAUGGGAUAUAAACAGUGCUUUUUUUGUAGAUAAUAAGGUGUUAGUACGCAUAUUGUUCUUUGCUGUUGGUGUCUAUGGCAGAUCAUGUUUCUAUAAACUGCUUUAGCUGUUUAAGGGCCAGACUGUCUCAUUUAAUUAAUACAUUUUAUUUUAUUAAAUUUAAUAAUCUUUUUGUAAUCUAAAAAUGUGAAAGCCUAGUUUUUCACUUUUCAGAGAUGCCGGUUCAUUGUACCAGCGGUAUUGUCACAAAAAAAGCACUAGUUAAAAUAUAUCAUGGACAUUACUGCAUGUUUAAGCAAAAAUGAAUUGAAAAUAGAUAAUUUUAAACUUUUGUGAGUCAAAAAAUACAGAUGUUAUGUCAUGAUGUUUAAUUUAUUUAUAGUUAUGAAACAUUGAAAAUAUCCGUUUUCUGAAUACACACAGUGCAUUGAGAAAGUAUUCAGACCCCUUCACUUUUUCCACAUUUUGUUACAUUACAGCCUUAUUCUAAAAUUGGUUACAGUCAUUUUUUUAAUCAUCAAUCUACGCACAAUACCCCAUAAUAUAAAAGCGAAAACAGGUGUUUAGUAAUUAUUGCAAAAUAAUUAAAAAUAAAUAACUGAAAUAUCACAUUUACGUAAAUAUUCAGACCCUUUGCUGUGACUCUCAAAAUUUAGCUUUGGUGCAUCGUGUUUCCAUUGAUUAUCCUUGAGAUGUUUCUACAACUUGAUAGGAGUCUACAAGUGGUAAAUUAAAUGGAUUGUACAUGAUUUGGAAAGGCGCACACCUGUCUAUAUAAGGUCCCACAGUUGACAGUGCAUGUCAGAGCAAAAAACAAGCCAUGAAGACGAAGGAAUUGUCUGUAGACCUCCGAGACAGGAUUGUGUUGAGACACAGAUCUGGGGAAGGGUAUAAAACAUUUUUUGGAGCAUUGCAGGUCCCGAAGCGCACAGUGGCCUCUGUCAUUCUUAAAUAGAACUUUGAAACCACCAGGAUUUCAUAGAGCCUUGCCAAACUGAGCAAUCGGGGGAGAAGGGCCUUAAGAUAGAGACUUACUAACAUAUUCAGGGAGGUGACCAAGAACACGAUGGUCACUCUGACAGAGCUCCAGAGUUCCUCUGUGGAGAUGGGAGAAACUUCCAGAAGGACAACUAUAUCUGCAGCACUCCACCAAUCAGCCCUUUAUUGUAGAGUGGCCAGACAGAAGCCACUCCUCAGUUAAAGGCACAUGACAGCCCGCUUGGAGUUUGCCAAAAGGCACCUAAACAAGAUUCCCUGGCCUGAUGAAACCAAGAUUGAACUCUUUGGCCUGAAUGCCAAGUGUCAUGUCUGGAGGAAAACAGGCACCGCUCAUCAACUGGCCAAUACCAUAUCUACGGUGAAGCAUGGUGGUGGCAGCAUCAUGCUGUAGGGAUGUUUUUCAGCGGUAGGAACUGGGAGACCAGUCAGGAUCGAGGUAAAUAUGAACGGAGCAAAGUAUAGAGAGAUCCUUGAUGAAAACCUGCUCCAGAGCAUUCAGGACCUCGGACUGGGGCAGACGUUCACCUUCCAACAGGACAACGACCUAAAGCUCACGUCCAAGACAAC